CUCCGCCGCCCGCCCCGCCGCCGCCAGAAGGAGGACUCCCGAAGAUUGGUUGAAGGCCAUCCCUCUGCAGCGAGUCAAAAACAUUGUCAUGAAGGAGAGUGUUCCUUACCAGAAAUGAAAGAAAGAGACACGUGGAGAGCCACAGGAAAGGAAGACCAGCUUCCUUUGGAUGCUGAUGUAACAGAAUUUGCACUAAAAGCAAAAGUCAUCUAUCCAAUCAACCAAAAAUUUAGGCCCUUGGCGGACGGCUCCUCCAACCCCUCCCUGCACGACAGCGCAAAGCAGCCGGUCGUUCUCCCCCAUCAGAUCCUGGAGGGGUCCACCUCAAGCAGCCUGGGGUCCCUCAGCCAGGGAGCCAAGGAGGACGGGGCUUCAUCCACCACCAUUCACUCUGCUGCAAGCGAUGACAGAUACCGGGAUCGGACCUUCCUCAAAGUGGCUCAUUUUGCUGAACUGCUGACCUGUGACCCAUUUGAUGUGAAGAUGUGCUUGUACAGCCUCUUUCUGAGGGAUCUCCGACGGCUGGACAUGGAGCUAGACAGCUCAGACAAUGCAAUUCUGCACAUUUUCAGAAUGCACACAGACAGUUGUUACCUUAAAAAGAAAAUGCCUGAAGAUUUGUAUCAAAGCAUCCUUCAUACACAAGAAACGGCAUUUGAAGAGCUGCAAACCCAGCUCAGUUCCAGACUCUUGAACAUGGAGGUCUCCGGAAUGCAAGAAACAGAAUAUCAAACCCUGGAUGACGUGGAAAGGAACGAGAAGGGAUAUGCGGAUCACGUCCUAGACAAUAUGGAGGCUUUCUGGAAGCAGACCGACCGUGCCCUGCUCUUUCUCCUGGAUCAAUCCAAGUGCACAAGCGCCAAAGCAAAGAAAAUCCGGAUGCGCCUGACGGAGGCAGUGAUGGCUGUGGAGGAGUCCUUCAGAGACACUCAGGAUUCACAGGCCAGGGCCAUCCAAGAGAGAAUGUUCAACUGGGAGCAACUGGUGAAAAUCGUUGGUUUGCUGAAGACGCAGCUGCAGGAAGAAAGUAAAUGCAGACUUCAGGCAAUAUCUCCCAUGCUGGAUCUGUUAGUUCAAAGGAAGAGCCUCACUGUGAAGCAGAGGGAGGAGCUCUUGGCAGGAAUCCAGAAGGCCUUUUGGGGGAAGGUGGAACUCUGUGAAGACGAGUGUAUCCAGCUGGGCAAAGAUCUAAUCCAGGAGUGCCUUAGGAGUGGUGCAGAGAAAAUGGAAAGUCUCAAAAAAGCUCAGGAAGAAGAGCAGAGAAAUCUCCUCAACGGAAGCCAGCAGCUGGGAAGCCUCGAUGCAUUUCUGAAGGUUUAUCACGAAAUGUCAGAACAGCAGAGAAAAGCGCGAUGCAAGUUGGAAGAAGAAAGUGACUGUGAAACCAGUGAAGCCACUGUAGAUCUCUAUAAGAAGCUGUAUUCUCAGUACUCUUGUAGCUUGGAGGAUUUGGUUCUUCAGCUGUUUCUUCAGACUCUGCCUGCUUUAACGAGUCUGCCCCUAAAAGAAUGCGAACUUCUGAAAGAGGAACAGCAGGAGGAUUUGGCCCUGCAGUUAGAGAAAUCAGAGAGCCAGAGGCAAAAGCUUUGGACUUUCUUCCAAGAACAAAUGCAACAAGAACAGAAGCUGUGGAUGGAAGAUCAUGCCUUCUCUGCUGUGAUGCAAAGGCGUUUGUCAGAGACAAAUGAGAAGUUUAUUCAGUGUGUGACGACCAGAUUGGGCGGGCUGAGCAAGGCGUCUUCAAAGUAUAUAACUCAGAAGCACAGAUCCUUGCUGCAGCCUGUCCUGAGGAGGCUGGCUCUCCGGCAGAUCGCUCUGAGUGCUCUUGCACAAAUGCGAACGUCCCGGAGAAGAAGCUUCAUUUUGCAGCUGAAGGUGCACCAGAUCCUGCAGCAGAGUUCUUCUCACUGCUUUGAUGAACCCCAGUGGAAACAGCUGAAGGAAACGGAAUUCCACAUUGCUGAAGAGGGGGAGAAACUGGACAAUGAGAUGCAGCAGACCAGACUGGAAUUCCACCAGCAGUUGAUGGCAGAAACUCAAGAGAGCCUGCAGUUCUUACGGCAGCACCUGCAGCCAGUGGUUGGCCAGGCCUUGGUCCAGCACGCUCGGCAUCUCGCUGCAAAGCAUGACACAGGCGAGGAAGAAGAUGUCCAGGGGGCCUUGCAGGAGAUGCUGAAGGAAGACUCCAUGGAGAACAUUUACAUGACCAGCAACCGAGCCCAGAUGCUGCUGCGGAAUUACUUGGAGCAAGUGGCCAAGAUCCAAGAGAGUCAUGAAGAUGCAGCAUGGAAAGCGCUGCAGGAAAGGACUGAAUGCCAGAGACAUCAAAAGAAGUGGCACUGCGAGGAAGGAGACCGGCCAGACCCUCCGAACGCUCCCCCCGCUGGCUGGGAAAGAACUCUGUGGAAGCCAAAGAGGGUCUGGGCGUGGUUUGAUGUCCAGCAACGGGGCCGCUUAGCCGCCCUGAAGCAGAAGAUGGUGUGCCUGAACCUCAUGGGGACAGAGCUAGAGAACAAGCUAAUGAGAGCGGAGCAGCAGCUGUUGACGGAGCUGUCAGCUGCCCUUCGCCUUCCCUGGUCUGGUCCCAGGCAGCCGUUGGAUUCAGCUGCGGAAUUAGGAAAGAAGCUGCAGCCCAGAAUGCUGGACCCCCAGUCUCAGGAGGGAGAGGAGGAACACCACGCCAAGGACGCUGGCUCUCCUGGCCUCCAGAAAUAAGCGGCAGAGUCCCCAGGAAGAUGAAGCUGGCCACGUGAAAAAUCCAGAGAAGGUGCCGGAGAAAAGACACGGGAACAUUCCAUAAAAAAACAUUUUUUUAACCUUUUUAAAGCAAAUUAUUUUGUAUUACCUGCAAGAGAGUGGAAGCCUCAACAAUCAGAGGAGUGCUGUCCUGACAGGGCCUCGGCCUUCGGCUUGGAUCGCGGGGCCAGAGAGGACCUGCCUUCUGCCUGGAGGGCGCCUGGGCCACAGGAGCACCCUCGAGGGGCAGAGGGGCCCGACGCCUCCCGGGGGCAACACUGAAGACGACUCAGGACUGCUGCUGCUCAGAGCUGACGGAGUCUCUGCGCCCCUGAAACCGGCGUGCCGCUGGCCUUAAAUCCCAUGGCAGGUCUGGACGUAUUUAACUGGAGCAGGGAGCCUGCUGGGUCUUGACAGCGGUCCAGUCGUCUUCCCUGGAUCAUUCUCAGUGGAAAUCUGUCCUUCCUCUCUGCGGGCAGCCCAGGUCACCCGGCUCUUGUGAGGGCAACAAAGCCUCCCCCUACCUACCCCAUUCUCGGAGCAUUCCCCCCCCUCAUUUUGAACAAAAAGCUCUUUAUAAAAUCAUUAUAAAGCACCAAAGAAAUGCUUGCUCUGAUAAACGUGCCUGAAUAGUAGUGAGCAAGGGUAGAAAUCCUCACUCUGGCAUCCGGGGAGGGGGGGGUGUCCAAGGGAAGCCUCGGAUUCAGAGGCCAGCCUGUGCCUUGUUUGAGGAUUGGCUGGAGGGACUCUGAGCCCCCGCCCACCAAGAAACCUUUCCCUUUGGGCCCGUGCCCUUUCUGUAACUCGGAAUAAAAAGGUUCAAAGCAGUUUUUCAUAUUGGCUCUUUUGAAGACAUAUGUUAAGUUUGUAUUUCCGGUAUGCCUGUGAUUUGUAUAAAGUUUUAUAUCGUUAUUUUAACUAUUGUUUUUUUUCUGCAAGCCACCCUGAGCCUGCCUCAGCGGGGAGGGCGGAGUAAAAACCAAAGUAAUUAAUAAAUAAUCAAUAUAAACAAAGAAAACGUGGAUUUGAUAUCACUUUGAGUAUUUUUUUUAGAAGUAACCAGGCACCCUUACAGCAUCCAGUUUCUAAAUCUAUUAAGAUAACCUGAAGCACCCUGCCCAACUUUUCUCGUUCCAAGAAUACAGCCUCCAAACCCCAACCCAUAAAGGCAAUGGUGGCUCUGGCUGCGACUCACAGAGGGGCCAUUAGAGCGCCUUCCCGCUUAAGGAACUCAGAGCCCCUUUCUGCAUGUUGGGUUUUC
Messenger RNA from Gekko japonicus, 3997 nucleotides. RefSeq names its product Ellis van Creveld protein (gene EVC). The record is from RefSeq and is a predicted model, not a curated record. Bases 115 to 2715 code for a protein of 866 amino acids. Gene Ontology annotation, biological process: smoothened signaling pathway. NCBI's taxonomy places the organism in Eukaryota, Metazoa, Chordata, Lepidosauria, Squamata, Gekkonidae. The transcript is spliced from 22 exons.